Messenger RNA from Mycena indigotica, 1716 nucleotides. Its product is annotated as MFS general substrate transporter. The coding region runs from base 1 to 1716 and encodes 571 amino acids. The transcript is spliced from 7 exons. Gene Ontology annotation, biological process: carbohydrate transport; transmembrane transport. Gene Ontology annotation, molecular function: carbohydrate:proton symporter activity. NCBI's taxonomy places the organism in Eukaryota, Fungi, Basidiomycota, Agaricomycetes, Agaricales, Mycenaceae. The record is from RefSeq and is a predicted model, not a curated record. Gene Ontology annotation, cellular component: membrane.
AUGACCCACGACGAGAAGACCACAAAGACUGUCAACGAAGGAGGGGGAGGGCCGCUGCACUUUGACGAGGCACAUAAGCUGGGGAAGGGCGAUGAGGCGACGAGGGAGAUGAUUCGGAAUGCGAAGGUAGCGACGGAUAAAGAGCACGCCAUGUCGCUCUUGGACGGGGUCCGGCUGUACCCCAAGGCCAUCGCCUGGAGCAUCCUCAUCUCUACCUGCAUCUGCAUGGAGGGCUACGACGUCUGCCUCCUCUCAAACUUCUACGCUUUCCCGCAGUUCAACCAAAAAUACGGUGUCCAAGGCGCGGAUGGAACAUACCAAGUGCCGGCGCGGUGGCAAGCGGGGCUGUCCAACGGUGCAAACGUCGGCGAAAUCAUUGGGCUCUUCCUUAACGGUUGGGUGUCGGAGCGCUAUGGCUACCGUUACACGGUCAUGACUUGCCUCGUCGCAAUCGCGGCCUUCACCGCGAUCUUCUUCACCGCCAAGGACGUCAUCGCGCUCCAGGUUGCAGAGAUUCUAUGUGGGAUUCCGUGGGGUGUUUUCCAAACCUUGACGAUUACAUACGCCUCCGAAGUCUGCCCCGUCGCGCUGCGCGGGUACCUCACCACCUAUGUCAACUUCUGCUGGGGCAUCGGCCAGGUCAUCGGCAUUGGCGUGAUCAAGUCGAUGCUCGGGCGGACAGACGAGUGGGCAUACCGCAUCCCGUAUGCUUUGCAGUGGAUGUGGCCGUUGCCACUAUUUGUCGGUGUAUUAUUGGCGCCAGAGAGCCCGUGGUGGCUCGUGCGCAAAGGCCGGAUGGAGGAGGCGCGGAAGGCUUUGCUGCGGCUAACGAGUGUGGAGAAAGAGACGGACUUCGACGCGGACGAGACACUUGCGAUGAUGAAGCACACAACACAGUUAGAGGAGAAACUCACGAGCGGGGCGACGUAUUGGGACUGCUUCAAAGGGACGGAUCUGCGGAGGACCGAGAUCGUCUGCAUGUGCUGGGCGAUGCAAAAUCUGGCGGGCAACGCCUUCACCGGGUACUCCACCUACUUCCUGGAGCAGGCUGGGCUCGAGCCGUCUAAGUCAUACGACUUCGCGCUCGGGCAAUAUGGCAUCAACUGCGCGGGCGUCUUCGGCGCAUGGUUCCUCAUGUCGCGCGGCGUCGGCCGGCGCUCGCUCUACCUCUACGGCCUGAUGGGCCUGUGCACUAUCCUGAUGUGUCUCGGGUUUUUGGCGCUCGUGCCGGAGCGACAUCGGGACCAGGCGGCGCUGGCGACGGGGAGUUUGAUGCUCGUGUGGGCGUUGAUAUACCAGUGCACUGUGGGCACGGUGUGUUAUUCGCUCGUUGGCGAGCUGAGCACGCGGCGACUGUCGAUAAAGACGGUUGUGUUGGGCCGGAAUCUGUACAACGUCGUGGGCAUCAUCACCUCCGUGCUGACGCCGUACAUGCUGAACCCAACAGCGUGGGACUGGAGCAACUACACCGGCUUCUUCUGGGGCGGGAUCUGCUUCUGCUGCAUCAUAUACACGUAUUUCCGCGUACCCGAGCCACAAAACCGCACCUUUGCGGAGCUUGACCUGCUGUUCGAGAAGGGCGUGCCCGCACGCCAGUUUGCAAGCACGCGUGUGGACGUGUUUGACGACGCACGCUCGGAGCAGACCGCCGUGGCGGAUCGCGAUGUCGACGAGAAGCGCGGCGAGGAGAAGGUCGAGGAGAACGAAAAGGUCUGA